AUGAAGUCAACAGCAUGCUCCGUCUGUCGGAAAGAUUUUACUCGUCCUGAUAAUCUAGGUAGACAUAUGCGAAAUGCUCAUGGGAGCAGUCAACCAUAUCCUCAAAGCACUCUAGCGUAUCCUCAAACUACUGAACCAUAUCCUCCUCCUCCUCCUCCUCCUCAGGACUUCACUCCUCCUCCUCCUUCUCCUCCUCCUCCUCCUCCUGCUCAGGACUUCACGCCCCCCCCUCCUCUUCCUCAUCAGGACUUCACUCCUCCUCCUCCUCCUCCUCCUCCUCCUCCUCCUCCUCAGGACUUCACUCCUCCUCCUCUUCCUCCUCCUCCUCCUGAGGACGUCUCUUCUCCUCCUCCUCCUCCUCCUCCUCCUCCUCCUCAGGACUUCACUUCUCCUCCUCCUCCUCCUCAGGACUUCAUUUAUUCUCCAGAAAAAAAUAUGUUAUCAGAAGGCAUGAUGGAUGAUAAGUUUCAGAUUGUGCACCCCUUCACCAUGAUCGUCGCGGGACCAACGUGUCGGGAAAAUCUACCUUUAUCAAAAACUUACUUCUACUACAUGAACAUCUCAUUCGUCCUGCACCUGAAUUUCUUUUUAAGCCUUCAUCUUUUGGUGAGAUUUAUGACAAAAUUUAAAAUUUAA
Ostrea edulis (European flat oyster) is the source of this 636-nucleotide messenger RNA. RefSeq lists its product as uncharacterized. The transcript has a single exon. NCBI's taxonomy places the organism in Eukaryota, Metazoa, Mollusca, Bivalvia, Ostreida, Ostreidae. The record is from RefSeq and is a predicted model, not a curated record. The coding region runs from base 1 to 636 and encodes 211 amino acids.